UUCCACGGCCCAUGUGACCAGUUGGGCAUGACCAGAGAGAAGCGUGGGGAAGAGUGGGCUGAGGGACUCCACUAGAGGCUGACCAUCUGGAUUCCCUGCCUCCCAAGGAGCCCAACAGAGCAAAGCAAGUAGGCACAAGGAGUAUGGUUCUAACGUGAUCGGGGUCAUGAAGACGUUGCUGUUGGACUUGGUUUUGUGGUCACUGCUCUUCCAGCCUCGGUGGCUGUACCUGACUUCCCAGGUGAGUCAGAACUGCCACAAUGGCAGCUAUGAAAUCAGCGUCCUGAUGAUGGACAACUCAGCCUUUGCAGAGCCCCUGGAAAACGUGGAAGAUGCGGUGAAUGAGGGGCUGGAAAUAGUGAGAGGACGUCUGCAAAACGCUGGCCUAAAUGUGACUGUGAAUGCUUCUUUCAUGUAUUCGGAUGGUCUGAUUCAUAACUCCGGCGACUGCCGGAGCAGCACCUGUGAAGGCCUUGACCUACUCAGGAAAAUUUCAAAUGCAAAACGGAUGGGCUGUGUCCUCAUGGGGCCCUCAUGUACAUACUCCACCUUCCAGAUGUACCUUGACACAGAAUUGAGCUACCCCAUGAUCUCAGCUGGAAGUUUUGGAUUGUCAUGUGACUAUAAAGAAACCUUAACCAGGCUGAUGUCUCCAGCUAGAAAGUUGACAUACUUCUUGGUUAACUUUUGGAAAACCAAUGAUCUACCCUUCAAAACUUAUUCCUGGAGCACUUCGUAUGUUUACAAGAAUGGUACGGAGUCCGAGGACUGUUUCUGGUACCUUAAUGCCCUGGAGGCCAGUGUUUCCUAUUUCUCCCAUGAACUCAGUUUUAAGUUGGUGUUAAGACAAGAUAAGGAGUUUCAGGAUAUCUUAAUGGACCACAACAGGAAAAGCAAUGUGAUUGUUAUGUGUGGUGGUCCAGAGUUCCUCUACAAGUUGAAGGGUGACCGAGCAGUGGCUGAAGACAUUGUCAUUAUUCUAGUGGAUCUUUUCAAUGACCAGUACUUUGAGGACAAUGUCACAGCCCCUGACUAUAUGAAAAAUGUCCUUGUUCUGACGCGGUCUCCUGGGAAUUCCCUCCUAAAUAGCUCUUUCUCCAGGAAUCUAUCCCCAACAAAACGAGACUUUGCUCUUGCCUAUUUGAAUGGAAUCCUGCUCUUUGGACAUAUGCUAAAGACAUUUCUUGAAAAUGGAGAAAAUAUUACCACCCCCAAAUUCGCUCAUGCUUUCAGGAAUCUCACUUUUGAAGGGUAUGACGGUCCAGUGACCUUGGAUGACUGGGGAGAUGUGGACAGUACCAUGGUGCUUCUGUAUACGUCUGUGGACACCAAGAAAUACAAGGUUCUUUUGACCUAUGAUACCCACGUAAAUCAGACCCACCCUGUGGAUAUGAGCCCCACAUUCACUUGGAAGAACUCUAAACUUCCUAAUGAUAUUACAGACCGGGGCCCUCAGAUCCUGAUGAUUGCAGUCUUCACCCUCACCGGAGCUGUGGUGCUGCUCCUGCUUGUCGCUCUCCUGAUGCUCAGAAAAUAUAAAAAAGAUUAUGAACUUCGUCAGAAAAAAUGGUCCCACAUUCCUCCCGAAAAUAUCUUUCCUCUGGAGACCAAUGAGACCAAUCACGUUAGCCUGAAGAUCGAUGAUGACAAAAGACGAGAUACAAUCCAGAGACUACGACAGUGCAAAUACGACAAAAAGCGAGUGAUUCUCAAAGAUCUCAAGCACAAUGAUGGUAAUUUCACUGAAAAACAGAAGAUAGAAUUGAACAAGUUGCUUCAGAUUGACUAUUACAACCUGACCAAGUUCUAUGGCACCGUGAAACUUGAUACCAUGAUCUUCGGGGUGAUAGAAUACUGUGAGAGAGGAUCCCUCCGGGAAGUUUUAAAUGACACAAUUUCCUACCCUGAUGGCACAUUCAUGGAUUGGGAGUUUAAGAUCUCUGUCUUGUAUGACAUUGCUAAGGGAAUGUCAUAUCUGCACUCCAGUAAGACAGAAGUCCAUGGUCGUCUGAAAUCUACCAACUGCGUAGUGGACAGUAGAAUGGUGGUGAAGAUCACUGAUUUUGGCUGCAAUUCCAUUUUACCUCCAAAAAAAGAGCUGUGGACAGCUCCAGAGCACCUCCGCCAGGCCAGCGUCUCUCAGAAAGGAGAUGUGUACAGCUACGGGAUCAUCGCACAGGAGAUCAUCCUACGGAAAGAAACCUUCUACACUUCGAGCUGUCGAGACCGGAACGAGAAGAUUUUCAGAGUGGAAAAUUCCAAUGGAAUGAAACCCUUCCGCCCAGAUUUAUUCUUGGAAACAGCAGAGGAAAAAGAGCUAGAAGUGUACCUACUUGUAAAAAGCUGUUGGGAAGAAGAUCCAGAAAAGAGACCAGAUUUCAAAAAAAUUGAGACUACACUUGCCAAGAUAUUUGGACUUUUUCAUGACCAAAAAAAUGAAAGCUAUAUGGAUACCUUGAUCCGACGUCUACAGCUAUAUUCUCGAAACCUGGAACAUCUGGUAGAGGAAAGGACACAGCUAUACAAGGCAGAGAGGGACAGGGCUGACAGACUUAACUUUAUGUUGCUUCCAAGGCUAGUGGUAAAGUCUCUGAAGGAGAAAGGCUUUGUAGAGCCGGAACUAUAUGAGGAAGUUACAAUCUACUUCAGUGACAUUGUAGGUUUCACUACUAUCUGCAAAUACAGCACCCCCAUGGAAGUGGUGGACAUGCUUAAUGACAUCUAUAAGAGUUUUGACCACAUUGUUGAUCAUCAUGAUGUCUACAAGGUGGAAACCAUUGGUGAUGCCUACAUGGUGGCUAGUGGUUUGCCUAAGAGAAAUGGCAAUCGACAUGCAAUAGACAUUGCCAAGAUGGCCUUGGAAAUCCUCAGCUUCAUGGGGACCUUUGAGUUGGAACAUCUUCCUGGCCUCCCAAUAUGGAUUCGCAUUGGCGUUCACUCUGGUAUGGAGUUGAGCAUCUUAGCAAAUGGGGAACCAUAUAACCUCCUUGUGCCACAGGCUUCCCCAUCCAGCUGCAUCUGCCUGGUCCAUGAAAUGCUUAAGGAAGCUUUGAGAAUUCAUGUGAGUGGCUCCACCAUAGCCAUCCUGAAGAGAACUGAGUGCCAGUUCCUGUAUGAAGUGAGAGGAGAAACGUACUUAAAGGGAAGGGGAAAUGAGACUACCUACUGGCUGACCGGGAUGAAGGACCAGAAAUUCAACCUGCCAACCCCUCCUACAGUGGAGAAUCAACAGCGUUUGCAAGCAGAAUUUUCAGACAUGAUUGCCAACUCCUUACAGAAAAGACAGGCAGCAGGGAUAAGAAGCCAAAAACCCAGACGAGUAGCCAGCUAUAAAAAAGGCACUCUGGAAUACUUGCAACUGAAUACCACAGACAAGGAGAGCACCUAUUUUUAAACCUAAAUGAGGUGUAAGGACUCACGCAAAUUAAAAUACAGCUGCACGGAGGCAGCGACCUCAAGUGUCCUGAAAGCCUGCGUUUUCCUGAGACCUCAGUGAAGCAGAAAUGUACCUAGGCUUGGCUGCCCUGUCUGGAGCAUGGACUUUUUGCAUGAAUCAGAUGUGUGUUCUCAGUGAACUACUUACCUUCCUCUCUGGAGCCUCAUUCCAGCAGUUGUUCCAGGCAGCUUCCACCUGGAAAAGAAAAGAAAUGAAUAGACUAUCUAGAACUUGAGAAGAUUUUAUUCUUAUUUCAUUUAUUUUUUGUUUGUUUGUUUUUAUUGUUUUUGUUUACUGGCUCUUUUUCCUUCUGUAUUCAUAAGAUUUUUUAAAUUGUCAUAAUUAUAUUUUAAAUACCUUAUCUUCAUUAAAGUAUAUUUAACUCAUAA
This is a messenger RNA of Mandrillus leucophaeus (drill), 3825 nucleotides long. It is a transcript of the gene GUCY2C, whose product is annotated as guanylate cyclase 2C. The record is from RefSeq and is a predicted model, not a curated record. Bases 167 to 3394 code for a protein of 1075 amino acids. Gene Ontology annotation, biological process: intracellular signal transduction; cGMP biosynthetic process; receptor guanylyl cyclase signaling pathway. The transcript has 27 exons. NCBI's taxonomy places the organism in Eukaryota, Metazoa, Chordata, Mammalia, Primates, Cercopithecidae. Gene Ontology annotation, molecular function: guanylate cyclase activity; protein kinase activity; ATP binding.